Messenger RNA from Phragmites australis (common reed), 2945 nucleotides. RefSeq names its product small ribosomal subunit protein mL104 (rPPR9)-like. The transcript has 4 exons. Gene Ontology annotation, molecular function: protein binding; transmembrane transporter activity. The coding region runs from base 1 to 2004 and encodes 667 amino acids. Gene Ontology annotation, biological process: transmembrane transport. NCBI's taxonomy places the organism in Eukaryota, Viridiplantae, Streptophyta, Magnoliopsida, Poales, Poaceae. Gene Ontology annotation, cellular component: membrane. The record is from RefSeq and is a predicted model, not a curated record.
AUGAACACUGAGAUUGGCUCAUUGUCCAUUCCACCGGCAUCCCUGUAUUCAUUUGAAGUGAUAUGCGCUACGCUUUGGGUUCUUGUUGUGAACGAAGUAAUUGUGCCAGCUACCGGAACAUGCUUUGCAAAUGGAGCAGAGCUCACAGAGUUGCAGAGGAUUGGGAUCGGUCGUUUCCUGAUGAUUUUUGCCAUGGCAAUUGCUGCACUUUUAGAAAUGAAGAGGCUAAAGAGUGUUCAAGAGGGGAAACCAUUAAGCAUUGUAUGGCAGCUUCCGCAGUACAUUGUCAUUGCUGGGGCUGAGUGCUUUGCUAUUAUUACUCAGCUGGAGUUCUUCCACGGUCAGGCGCCAAACUCCAUGAAGAGCAUGUUGACAGCAGCUGCAUUGCUCACCACUGCUCUUGGCAAUUACUUGAGCUCAGCUAUCAUUACCCUUGUUGCAGGGGUGACCACGGAUGUUAGAUGUUUGAACAUUUGGCAACGAAAUAAAGAGAAUAGUCGGAGAUGUUUAAAAACCCUUCCGAUUCCCCCCGCUCUCCUCCGGUCCAAACUGUGGCGCAGCCACCUCCUUCGCCGCCGCCUCCCAUAUCCGGCCACCGCCGGGUUCGCCGCCUCCCCUUCCCCGUUCCUGCGCCACCUAUCCACCACUCCCACCCCUACCCCAGUCACCUCCCUCGCCUCCUCCCUCGCCUCGGCGCUAGCCACGCUCUCCACGACCCCGCCGCCCGUCACCUCCCCGGACGCCUACUUCUUCCUCCACUUCUCCGACGUGCGCCCCACCAACGCGCUCCUCACCGAGGCACUCUCCCUCUCCCCACCCUCCACCUCUCGCGCCGCCGCUGACCUCUUCCGCUUCCUCGUCCGCCGCCGCUCGCUCCACCCUUCCGACUGCGCGCUCGCGGUCGUCGUCCACCACCUCGCCCGCCGCCGCGACUUCCCCGCCGUGCGCGCGCUCAUCCAGGAGUUCCCCUCCGCGCUCGGCCCCGCCACGCUCGACGCCUACCUGCUCCACCUCGCCAGCGCCGGUCGCCCCACGGACGCCGUCAAGGUGUUCGAUGAAUUGCCCGAGCAGCUCCGUACCCGCGAGGCGCUCACUUCGCUGGUCUCCUCGCUUUCCACUGAGGGCUUCCCCUCGCAUGCGGAGCGUGCUGUCAAGAAGGUCGCCAAUGAGAUCUUCCCUGAUGAUAAUAUCUGUACUUUGAUGGUAUCUGGUUAUGCCAAUGCUGGCAAGCUUGACCAUGCGCUAAGGUUGAUUGGUGAGACACACCGAGGUGGGUUUCAGCCAGGGUUAGAUGUGUACAAUGCGGUUCUUGAUUGUGUUUGCCGGCUUUGUCGCAAGAAGGACCCGCUGAGGAUGCCUGUGGAAGCGGAGAAGUUCUUGGUUGACAUGGAGGCCAGUGGUAUUCCUAGGGAUGCAGGGACAUUCCGGGUGCUGAUCACAAAUCUUUGUAAGAUUCGCAAGACGGAGGAUGCCAUGAAUCUUUUCCGGCGAAUGGGUGAGUGGGGAUGCUCGCCGGAUGCUGACACGUACUUGGUGCUCAUCAGGAGUUUGUAUCAAGCUGCCCGGAUUUCAGAAGGGGAUGAGAUGAUGACAUGGAUGCGAUCUGCAGGAUUUGGAGAUAAACUUGAUAGGAAGGCAUAUUAUGGGUUCAUCAAGGUUUUAUGUGGGAUUGAGAGGGUUGAGCAUGCUGUCAAGGUAUUCCGUAUGAUGAAAGGAUAUGGGCAUGCUCCUGGAGUAAAGUCUUAUAGCUUGCUGAUCAAGAAGCUGGCUAGGCACAAUUUAGGAGAUCGUGCAAAUGCAUUGUUCAGGGAGGCAGUUGCACGUGGUGUAACUGUAAUGCCGGGAGUGUACAAGAUUGACAAGAGGUAUGUGAAAGCGAAGAAGGAGAAGAAGGUGAAGAAGAGACUGACUUUGCCAGAGAAGAUGAGAUUGAAGAGCAAGAGGUUAUACAAGCUCAGAAUGAGCUUUGUCAAGAAGCCCAAGCGGCGAAUGCUCCGGGCUUAAGCAGACUUUUGGUUCGGUUGGAACGGAUGAUCAUGGCAAGGGAAACAUCAUCAAGAGCCUAUUUAUAAUUGUGGUGGUCGUUAUGAGUGGCUAUCCAACAAUUAUAUUUUUCCUAGCUGAGAGGCUUCGUAUGGUUUUAUUUUUUGGUUCAUGGACUGGUGACUCUGGUGAUGUUUAGUGCAACAUCUCGCAUUGCAUUAGCAUAAAUAAUGUACCAUUUCACAUCUUUUAAUUUACCGCGUUGUUGAGAGGAAGCUUAUGUACACCCUAGUUUUGUUUUCGUAGAAAGCACUGGAACUCUGCUACUGUCCAAAACUAACUGGUCUACCUCUUGCUAAAGAAUGUUAUCUGUUUCUCUUAAUUCUUUUCAUGAAAAUGUUUUUUCCAAUAUGCUUGAGUGCAUGAACUUCAAUACGAUCAACAGUGAUUUCCAUUCACUGAAAUUAAUAUUGUUUUACAUAUCUGCUUGGUUGCUAUGAGUCACGUCAGAAUUUAGGUCGGCAAUUGGAGGUUGCCGGGAUGAGCAGAAACAGCUGAAGGAUCACGGUGCACACAUGCAGACAUGUGCCUUUCUCUGAUUUCUAUCAGGCUGGUAAGGGCUCUUUUUCUAUGUGACUUUAUACACUUGGUUUGUGUGCACUUGUUCCACUUUUUGUGAGUUCUCAUCUCAUGGACCAAUCUUGGAUCAAGCUGAUAUCAUCCACACCAUCUCACCUGGAGAUAAUAAAAACUAUGGGGUUCUGGGCCCCUUGGCCCCUUGGCUCUGUUGCCAUAGUUUGAUGCACCCAACCAGUGCUUCAAUGAGUGGCAACCGAAAAAGAUGUGUGCACAGGACAAGCAAGUCAAAAAAAGGUUUUGAUCUGAAAUGGCAGCUUCCAAUUUAAGUUUUGCUUCACGUUAUCGAGUCCAGAACACUGUUGUUAUGCACCAGACUACCACAA